Messenger RNA from Psammomys obesus (fat sand rat), 506 nucleotides. Its product is annotated as UPF0488 protein C8orf33 homolog. NCBI's taxonomy places the organism in Eukaryota, Metazoa, Chordata, Mammalia, Rodentia, Muridae. The record is from RefSeq and is a predicted model, not a curated record.
CACACCCCGUAGGCGACACAGCGUCGAUGAAGCAAAAGAAGAAAACCCCGAACAGGGUCUCUGGAACAAAUGGAGACCAAAAGACCUCCGAGAAACCGGCCCCAGACGAAGCUCCCCCCAGUGCUGAGGCCCAGGCAGAGCAGCUGGCUCGGGAGCUGGCCUGGUGUGUGGAACAGCUGGAGCUGGGUCUCAAGAGGCAGAAACCCACCCCGAAGCAGGAAGAGCAGGCUUUAGGGGCAAUCCGAACCUUGCGCAGUGAAAAAACUCCCUUGCCGCAGAAGAGACAGCUGAUGCGGUCGUUGUUUGGGGACUACAGGGCUCAGAUGGAUGCGGAGUGGCUGGAGGCCCAGCGAGCUCUAAAGGCCGCUCCCCUUUUAGCCCAGGUCCAGCUUGUGGGUGAGGCCGCCAGAAAGAAGAACGGAAGGGUCUGCAGGCCUCGUCCAGCAGAAAGAACGAAGACCACCCCGGACUUUACGGAUGAAGCGUUUCGGUUCAAUUUCUUUUAG